Messenger RNA from Leptidea sinapis, 1371 nucleotides. RefSeq names its product LIM domain-binding protein 2 (gene Chi). Gene Ontology annotation, molecular function: LIM domain binding. The transcript has 7 exons. Gene Ontology annotation, biological process: nervous system development; positive regulation of transcription by RNA polymerase II; negative regulation of transcription by RNA polymerase II. Bases 117 to 1100 code for a protein of 327 amino acids. Gene Ontology annotation, cellular component: transcription regulator complex; nucleus. NCBI's taxonomy places the organism in Eukaryota, Metazoa, Arthropoda, Insecta, Lepidoptera, Pieridae. The record is from RefSeq and is a predicted model, not a curated record.
GGUUCGCGCCGGGCCCCGGGCCGGGCCCGCACUUCCCGGCCGCUCCGCCCGCCUUCGCGCCGCCCACGUCGCCCUUCCACCACCCGCACACACUGCCGCCGCACGCGCAUCCGCACAUGAUGGCGCCGCUGCCGCCGCCCGUCGACAGGAGGCACGCACCCUACUUCGGGCAGCCAGACUACAGAGUGUACGAGCUCAACAAGAGACUGCAGCAGAGGACAGAGGACUCUGACAACCUGUGGUGGGAUGCCUUCGCCACGGAGUUCUUCGAGGACGACGCGACCCUCACCCUCACCUUCUGUUUAGAAGAUGGACCCAAGAGAUACACGAUAGGCAGGACGCUUAUCCCGCGGUACUUCCGCAGCAUCUACGAGGGCGGCGUGUCGGAGCUGUACUACACCAUGCGGCAGCCCAAGGAGUCCUUCCACAAUACCAGUAUCACGCUGGACUGCGACCACUGCACCAUGGUCACGCACCACGGCAAGCCCAUGUUCACCAAGGUGUGCACGGAGGGGCGGCUGAUCGUGGAGUUCACGUUCGACGACCUCAUGCGCAUCAAGUCGUGGCACCUGGCCGUGCGCGCGCACCGCGAGCUCAUCCCGCGCGCCGCCGUGCUGGCGCCGCCAGACCCCGCGCAGCCUGACCAGCUCGCCAAGAACAUCACGCGCCAGGGUAUCACCAACGCCACGCUCAACUACCUGCGCCUGUGCGUCAUCCUGGAGCCCAUGCAGGAGCUCAUGUCGCGCCACAAGGCCUACGCGCUCUCGCCGCGCGACUGCCUCAAGACCACGCUCUUCCAGAAGUGGCAGCGGAUGGUGGCGCCGCCAGAGUCUCAGCGGCCGGCCAGCAAGAGACGUAAACGUAAAGGAAGCGCGGGGGCCAACGCCGCGCCGGCCGCGCCCGCUAAGAAACGAUCCCCCGGACCUAACUUUAGUCUGGCCUCGCAGGACGUGAUGGUGGUGGGCGAGCCCUCGCUGAUGGGCGGUGAGUUCGGCGACGAGGACGAGCGGCUCAUCACGCGGCUGGAGAACACGCAGUACGAGGGCGACGCCGACUGGAGCAACCCGCCGCACUCGCCGCCCAAGUCGCCCGCGCACUGACACUGACACACCGACCACGCUCAUGUGUACAAGAAGAGAACGGCGAGUGAACGAGGUAGAAUGAUAAUAAGUCUGCUCUGUGGCCGGAGUAUAGUGUGACAGUGAUAUUCGUACAGAAGUGUGUGUAUAUACAAAUAUACAAGUAGCACCAUGUUAGCUAAAUAAAUUAUUUGUUUAUACCGAUCUGUGUCAUGGACUCGGUUCAAGUACAGUGUAUAUAUUUAUAAUUGUGGAAUGUAAGAUUUAGGAUUAAAUUUUAUUGUACUUUAAA